Rhipicephalus sanguineus (brown dog tick) is the source of this 5527-nucleotide messenger RNA. Its product is annotated as glycerophosphocholine cholinephosphodiesterase ENPP6-like. NCBI's taxonomy places the organism in Eukaryota, Metazoa, Arthropoda, Arachnida, Ixodida, Ixodidae. The record is from RefSeq and is a predicted model, not a curated record.
CGACGACACUCGGCUCGCACCAGCAUGGCGAGACGUCCCGCGUCGCGGCUAUCGAUCGUGCCGAACCCGUUGCUUGCAACUCGGCGUCCCGCGGGGCAAGCCAUGUCCACCACUAUGUGCUGGUGGUGGGUCCUGUGGUGCCUGGCGAUGGCCGGAGUCGUCGCCGCCGGCAGCGGUCGUCUAAACCCGCGCAGUCCUUCGUCGUCAUCGAACGAGCAGCAGCCGAGGCCCAAGCUGCUGGUGAUUCUGGUGCAGGGCGUCAGGGCCGACUACAUCGACCACGCCGUGCACCAGGGAUUCGCGAGACUGGCCCAAUCCGGCAUCCGUGCCGAGUACGUGCUGCCAGUGUUCCCGUCGAGUCCGUAUCCCAACGCGUACAGCAUCGCCACAGGCCUGUACCCGGAGUCACACGGCAUUGUGGCAGAUGCCAUGUACGACACCGAGAAGCGUGACUUGUUCCUGGGCGUGCAGAUGGCAGGUGGCUCGGUGCCAUGGUCCCACUGGUGGGAGCGCGCCGAGCCCAUCUGGCUGCUUGCUGAAAGGCGCAGGCUGAGAUCGGCUGUCUACUGGUGGCCGGGCUGCGAGGUGGCGUUGAACGAGACGCGGCCGGCCAUCUGCAUGCCCCAGCGCCCCGUGCCGGGCUGGCGCUCCCUGGACCACGACUUCCGGAACAAGCUGGACGAGGUGCUCGAAGUCUUCGACACCGACGAGCUCAGCCUGGCCAUGCUCCAGUACGGCGCAGUCGCAUACUUCGGUCGUCACCGUGGUCCAGAGAGCAAGGAGAGGCACAAAGCGUUGGCGGAAUUUGACCAUCACUUGAAUUAUCUCAUCGACCAGUUAGAAGCUCUCAACCUCACACAAAAGGUGACACUUAUGGUUGUUUCGGAUCAUGGCAUUGCCAACACGGGGCCUGAGUCCACCACCGACAUCAUGCUGGACAAGUACUCGCCAUACAUUAAGUACAUGCUGAACUUUGGAUCCCAUUCCAUGGUGCUUCCGAGGAAGGACAUGUUCCGACCGCUGCACCGUGCCCUGAUCGAUGCCCGGGUAGAAGGCCUGCAGGUCUACACCAAGGACGAGAUUCCGGCCAGAUACCACAUCAAGCACAGUCCUCGGGUGCUGCCCCUGUUCUUGAUGACCACGCCGAAGUACUUCAUUUUGCCGCUAAGCGACAGCACCAAGACAAAAGUGAACCACAAGAAACGCUUCUUCGGCUACCACGGCUACGAUCCUGAGCUUCCUGAAAUGAGAACCAUCUUCUACGCGCAGGGCCCAGGCAUCAAGCGGGACUACGUGAUCAAACCACUGGUCAACGUGGAUCACUACAACUUCAUGUGCCACGCGCUCGGCCUCGAGCCGAAGCCCAACAACGGUUCCUGGGCGCGGAUGGACGAAGGGCUGGUCGAGUCCGAGGUGGACUUCCCACGCUACGGUAGCUCCAAGUACAGCAACGCCGCGUCGUCCCCAACCCUGGGCAGGCAUCAGGCGUUCCUCUGGUCAACACUCGUGGAUCACCUGGCGCUGGCUAUGGCAGCCGUGUCGGCGCAGCUUUGCGCACGGCACGCCCUCUGAAACACAUAUACGGUGCUGUCGUCACGAAAGCGGUUGUGUGUGCCAAAGAAAGACUCUUUUCUCCCUCAGUUACCGCCAGCGACGCUGAAAUGAAACAGGGCCGGGUAGAUUCUUGUAGCCUCAGGCCAACGGUGCAUUCUAAGGAGUCAGCUGAAACCGGAUAUCGGCUACGUAAUGGUUGUGCUGUUGUUUCUGGAACGAGAGUCAACGGAUAAGCAACAACGCAGAAACCCUGUCCGGGUCCUACCGUAACAGCUGCAGGAAGCGGCCGGUUUUGUGAAAGUGCAGCGAUGCGUUGAUGACGGAAACCCGUUCAGAUGUUUGCGGUCAUCACACCGAACAAAUCGCUCUUUGUGUGGUUGCUAGUUAAGCUUCAGCUUUUUUGGUCAGCGCCCUCGUUAACGUUCAGCAUUGACGCUGUAGAUCCAGCUAGUUCUUGCAGCCCAGCAAUGUCUGACUCAGCAUUCGAAAACGACAGAUAUGACACGAAGUUCGAAAUUUCCCCUUCUCGAAUCGAAUAUUAUAUGUUGGGUCAUAACAAACGUUUUCUCGAAAGGAUGGAUCUUGCAUAAGUUGUUGCCUUUUCAUCUACGACUGGCUCUGGUCGCCUGGAACCAGCGUCCCCAAACAAACGUUGUUAUUCCUGAAAGACUGCUGCAGAGGGUGCUCAUGGUGUUAGUUUGAUUAACAAGGUAAUAAUAUAUUUCGGUGAUGCGAUCAACUAACGUAACACCAAGCUCUUUUGUUCUGUUGAACAUCUCUUGUCAGAUCAGAAGACACGCGUAUUACGAAGUCAUUCAGCCCGGAACUCUCUUCCCGUGAGCACUUUUCUUAUCCACUACGCCUGUUACCUUCUCACUUACGUCAUUCCGUUUCUUGUAUUUAUGUUAUCUAAGCUAACGUAAAGUGGUUCCAGUCGCUAGGCACAUUUCGGCAAGUUGGAAAAAGGAAUGGUUUGGUCGAAUUCGUCUAUUUAGGUAGAUGUCGAAUACUGGCUUGCACAGUGCUUGCACACGACGCAGAACAAGAAAGAUAUAUGGCUAUACAGAGCAUUCAAAGACGAGAGGAUAUUUUGUUUUCAUAUUUCGUAAAAUACCUCGAUGUGUCAACGACUGUACGUAAGGGGAAGGCGUUAGUGCAAUGGAAUAGGAGGGGGAGCGAGUGUAUAUAGCGAAUCGGUCAACUAGUUGUUAUGUAUUCUUAAUCGGCUAUUUAUUUCAGCCUUGUACACGCCUACUCUGAACCUGGUGUGGGAGUUCUAUUUAUUUGCACCUGCCACCUCUCAACACUGACUGCCGUGUACGCUAUCCUCACGCUGCUGCUGAGGAUUGUGGCGGCAUGCAUGAACAGAUACUACGCACAGAAUCACUCAAGCUAUAGUCUCUACAAUCACAAUCUUGGAAAAGCGUGGCUUCAAAAUAUCUCAUCUCAUCGGUCUUCAGCGAUUCCUUUGGAGGACAAGUUACGACGCAUUGCAAGUAUGGUGGCUGUGCGUUCCUAGCGAGGUAUCAUUCAUGUUUUGUUUAUCUUUCAUUUCUUCUUUUUUUUAUCUUCCUUCUAUGCUUGCACAGCACGUCCAUAGUUCAUUUAGAACACAAUGCAUUCCUCGAACACUUGCAAUCGGCUAGGAUGUAAACUAGCACUCCAGUGGUUUAUCGUGAAUAUGUUGUAAGAAAUGAAGAACAUACAGUUUCUUUGAGCACACCUUUACGGUCCUUCAUAAUUUACUUCCAAUGCAUAUAUGAUAUUUAUUGAUAAUGAGUGGAAGCAAGUUCGAAAGUCGCACAACACUGAUUACUUGUCUCGCUGUUUUCGUUGUUAAUAUGUUAAACACAAAAGCAAAUAUGUCACCCAGCUGAAUGGCAAUCACAUAUGUUCAUGGCAUCAUUUCAUUGCCCUUAAACUUGUCCCUGUCACAGCGUCACUAAAAAAAGUUGCACGGUUCUGAGCAUCGUAUGUGUGAAGGCAUUCGUCAUGCUGAGCGAAGUGCGAAGAUACUGCAGUAUGUAGUCGCGCGUAAUUUCAGGGCGUUUUCUAAGACACAGGAAAUUGCACUUCUUGGACCACAGAACGAUGACGCAGCGAUUAGAAAGCUGUCUCUGUUAAUAUUGACACGCGUUGGUACCACACAUUUACAGGAGACGCCUUUAUCCGGUCCUCUAGUAACACCCUAGUUUGAACUAAGCACACUGAACGCUUACCAUAAUAAUUGAUUAGCUUCUUUAGAAAUUGAGGGAGAGGAUGUACUCAGUGAGCGCGCACUUGAACUGGGUUACUUGGGCUGCGUUAUGAAGUGACGCUAAAAGAGAAUAAUAAACUGACCUACGGUAGUACAUUACCAUCGAGGAAAGAUGCAAUACGAGAAAAGACGUGUUUCACUUGAACUCCCGUAAAGGUUCAGCUGACUCAUAAGGCAGCGUGACAACGUGUUUUGCAAGCGUCACGUAUAGUUCAGUGCUGUUCGUGCCCACACACAGGACAUUUUAGCUGGGCGCUUCUCGUGCUUCUCGUUUUAUUGACGCGACGGUUGUUGCUCCACACUGCUGCACAUCGCGUCACGCACGCAGACAUGAACAAAAACAGCCGCUAAGUGCUUUACGUUUGCACUGCCUCUUUGUAUUAGCUCACUCACAAAGGAUGAAAAAAGAGAGCUUCUAGCGCAGUUCUUUCAAUAAAAACGUAGCCUUCGAACGCGCUAGUAUGAGCAUGCUUUCUAUGGCAAUAUUUCAUUGAGAUGGUUGUAGCCACCUCUCGCGAUAGAAGCGCGUUCAAUGUGUCUGAGAGGUCUCGAUGCACUGUAUACAUCUGCACGUUGUUGUAUCUCAUACACCCCCCGUCAGUCACCUGUCCAAGUUUACUCAUCCAAAUGUUCACCAUGUUGACGUUGUUCCGAUGCUGAACUAGUUUCUUUUUUCUCCCGUGUCAUUUUCGAUGCCCGUUCGACAACCAGUGUUAAUUGUUGCCUAUGUGCGUUCACGUAGUGAGCUCUUGCGCCAUACUUUUUUUUUUCCUGAUCGAGCUGGUCCUACUGUACACAGAUCGCUCAGUGCACGGCUUUGAUAAGAGCCACCUAUGUACAGGAAUCUCGGGGUCAAAAGCCUCCAGGACACGUAUACGCGGCAAAUACAAACAUCCACUCUGUUAAUUAGUGACCCUUCUAAUUUAAUGAAUAACGCAAAGCAGAAACCCUAUAAACUGAUACUAUAAAUUAGGGACUAUGUGUUCGGUCAAAGCGACAAUUGAGCUUUUCCGCAAAUCUCGUAUCCUGGACAAUUUUUGUUCCCGACAGUACAUCCAGGUUAGUGAACUUUUUAGCCAACACAUUAAAGUACGGCGCGCAUUUAACUAGCUGAAAUUAAUGAAAAACCUGGAAUGGGGCUGGUUGGUUAAACAUUAUAAACUUUCUUUGCGUACAACUACGAACACACUGGAGAUCGCAAGAAAAAUUGGUUAUUGCGGUUUUUUUCUCCGCAUCAAUAAACUGAUUGCUAGUUUGUGCUGAGGUUCUACGCGUAUUUUUCUGGCUGUGCCUAUUUUUUGUAGUGUCGCGCAUACAACGGUGAUCACGAAAGUAACGGUUCUCACAUCGCAGAACAUUUCUAACAAACAGUAUCUACCAGUAUUGCUACAAAUUAGGUUGUAUAAAUGGAAUAUUUUUUUGUUGCUUCGGAGUCACCAAGAGACAAUCGUACAGGUCCAUAUGACAAACCAUUUCAAUGCUGUAUACAGAAUAGCAGUCGCUGGCAAAGGUGUUACUGUCAUACAUAAAGCCGGAACAAAUCUUCGGUGCCGUUAACGGCAGAGAGUCGAUUUUCGUUUUUUUGUAGCAACGAUUAUGUUAGCAGGCCUCGCGACAUACGUGAAAAAUUGCUUAAUAAAGUAUUUUUAAUUAACAGUAUGAGCAUGAGAGCAUGAUGUUAUGUGAUCUUUACAAAUAAAAGAAAAUGCUGCAAAA